UGAAGUUUUCUAAAUGCCACAAUGUAAAAGGGAGCGAUUGCAUGUACAGUCUUGUCAGGUGUGAACUAUGAUUUGGCAUUGCAUUGGCCAACUAGAGAUUGGAAAAGUUGAUUUUGUUUACAGUGUUUGCAGUGAUGAUGCUGGCUGAAGGUUUCUAGGACUUGUGGUUCAAAAAGUAACUAUUCCAACCUCUGAUCAUAAUCAUUUCCCUAUCUUUCAGCCUGUUCUUGAAAAGAUGGGACACACAAGUACUGAUAUAUUGAAAAAGAUGACUAAUGAUGCUUUCUGUCCUUUUUAUUCCAAAGAAGAAGUGAGAAACUUUGUAUUCUUUGCAACUUUGACUUGGCAUACAAUGGGUGAGUUUUUAUUAGCGGCUAAACUCUUUGGUCAAAAGAAACCUUAUAAUAAGAUAGUAAUAAUAAAUCAAAUAGUGGAUUGGGAAGCAAGGAAUUUUAACUGUGGAAAAGAGAUAACUAUGUGUAGAUGUGCAAUAAUAUCAGUGUGCAGCAUAGGCUGCUGGGAUAGUAUUCCUGAGUAUUCUGCCUUAAGAUCCAUCCAUGAAAUGCACGCACAACUUGUGACCACAUUGUCUUGAAAACAUCUUCCUUCUCUUCCCUUUCCCAGAAAUCCAAAUCAGUAUUACCAUUUGCUUUAUUUAGUUCAAAUUCAUACACCAUGUUUUCACAUCAUAUUGAUUAGCAUGGAUUAUAACAGAGAUACAAAUAACUGAAAAUAUAAACUAAUGAGAAAAAAGUGGUAGCUGUGAAAAUUCCAAUUCUGGUUCCAAGUAUUUAUAUUAUACAUGCCCAAUCUGGAUGAAUAGAGCUAUUUGAAUUUGGAUGGAGGGCAGAGCUAUGGGAACCUUGACUGUGAGCAUCUAUAUGUCAGAAUUUAUCACUACAUAAAUACAUGCAUGUACUGGUUUUCUCUCUCAACAGUUUUCAGCUUCUCUGAGCUCCAUGGCUUCUCUGUCCAGGGAAGCACCCAAGGAAAUAAUGUCUCUCCUCUGCAUGAUGCAUUUUCUGUUAUAGAUUCUUCUGAUUGUGAUUACUCUAUGUGCAUGUUACAUCCAGAUUGGCAAGAUAAUCUAAUGUGCUACUAUGAGGAAGAUGAUGAUUUACUGUAUUGUUCUUGGUUAGCGCUCCCCCAGACAUUUCUAUAUACUGUGGUUUUCAAAUGGAAUAGUGUUUGUGAAAAGAUGGAAACGACCAUAUCGUCUAUCGAAAGAAGUUGGCUGUAUUUUCAUUCACAAGAAAAUCUGACUGUAUUGGUCGCCAGCAAUUAUUCCCAGGAGAACUGCAGGACAACAAAGAAAAUGUCCUUUAUACCCAGUAAAACAAAAAAGUGUCCUUCACCUUCUAUGAUAACAGCAUAUCAGUCAUUCAGUGAAUUAAUAAUUAUAUGGGAUUCACCAGAAGAUAUACUGCAAUAUGAAUUACAGUACAAGGAAGUAAAACUAGCAACUUCAAACUGGACAUCGAUUCCUGUUGUGAGUGGAGCUUUUAAUGCAACUGUCUCCAGUGUAAAAUUAUCAUCAUCUUAUGUUGCUAGGCUCAGAUGUGUGCCCAAAGUCGAAAGUUGUUCUAUUUGUGUUUGGAGUGAAGAGAUUUCUAUCCCACAUAAGCUUACUGAAAAGCCAAUCAUUUUAGAAGACACCGUUAAAAUGAUCACACAAGGAAAGAGAAGCAUCUUCCUAAAAUGGAUGAUAACACAAAACAGGAAUACCAUGGGAUAUCACAUAAGCAUCAGAAGAAUACCCAGCUAUUGCACCGAACGAACAUCCCUCAACAUAACAGAGAAUUGGCUAUAUCUGAAUCUUUCCAUGGCUUAUUACAGAAUAAACAUCUCUGCCUAUAAUGAAGCAGGAGAAUCCCCUGCAGUUACGUAUCUGGUUCCAGAAUUCACUAAAGCAGAUUUACCUGGCCAGAUCAAUGUCUCAAAUCAUCAAAAUCAUACGGUUGUUUCAUGGAAUCUAAAAUACACUCUAAAGCGCAUUGUGAUUGACUGGGGGAUAGGAAUUGAAAACAUGGACUUAGUAGUAAUAUCAGGACGUAUGAAAAAGGAAACACUAGGUCAACUCCAACCAUAUCAGUUAUACAAAGUAAUGUUGCAUGCAUUUCAUGGUCCAUGUGAGGAUUUCCUGAAGAAUGAAUGGACAUUUGGCAUGACAUACUUCUAUGCGGUGGAAGGAGUUCCCAGGACAGGUCCAAGUAAUGUGACAAUUCCAGUUGUCACGAAGCAUUCAGCUCUUGUGAAAUGGACAGAGAUACCUGCAGAAGAGAGCUUGGGAUUCCUUCAGGCUUACAGAAUUCACUGCAUAGAAAUCCCGAAAAAUGUCUCUUUGACUAUGGUUGUCAAUUCUUCAACAAAACAAUACCUCUUGACAGAACUUAAUGCAAAAACUGUUUACAGAGUACAUAUCUCAGGAAUCACAAGUAAGGGAGAAGGAGCUCACAGCCGGACACAACACUUUACGACACUUAAAUACGAUGAAGGGGAAUUUGAAAGAAUGCUUGCUGGCCUUUUUCUUGGUACCAUCGUAAUCAUCACACUCUUUUUCAUCAUACUUUAUGCCUUAGUAUAUAAAAGAUCUAGAAAAAUGUGUUGGCCAGUUGUACCAAAUCCACGAUACAGCAGUGCUAUACAGAAUAUGGAAAGAACCUUUCCAAUGGCUCUCCUUGGACCUGAUUUACAGCAGUUGCUUUCAUCUCAACCAUGUAACAGAGAGAACAAAAUUUAUGUGGAAAAAAACCAUUCCCUUAGAAGGCAGGGUUACCCUUCAGUGGACACAGCUACAGGGGAGGUUUUGGCAGAUCAAUCUGAAGUGGUUGAAAUGAAAAACCUGGAACCUAAUCUAUCUCAUUUGAACAAAUCUGAUGAAAUAAAUUCCAGGAAAAAAGGACAUGGUGCCCUUCUCACUGACUAUGUUGGAGUGGCUCUUAGUCACAAAGCCAUGCAGAAGUUCUCAGAAAGUCUUUCCACAAGAGAAAUCCACCAUUUGCCCAGUAAUUUGGGAAGAAUCGCACAACCAGCAGCAUAUGCUCCUCAGGGUUUCAUGAAACGGUUAAGAGGUGAUGAGGACAGUAACACUAUCCUCAAGAAUCAAGCUGAAGUUGGAUCAGAAUCUUCUUAAGAGGUAAUCAGAUAUAAGUAGCAGUAAUAUAGCUCACCUAAAGUUUUCUAAGCUAGACUAGUAUCUCUACAUUGUGAUGUAUCAAUGCAAACUUAAAAUACCCAUAUUAUCAUCAUUGGUGAUUGCUCGUGGCGGAGUAAGAUUGCCUUCCAGAAGCAGAAUCUUGGCAGUGGAUCUGUAAAUGACUGUGAAUACCUCUUCUGGAUCCGCAUGGUCUUUCACAAUAAGGACAUAGAUUUCCAGGUGGAAGGUGGACACAAGGGUUUGCUAGAAGCACCUUCCUCUUGGCACGUUUCCCUCACUUGCCCUGUAUCCGCCCUCUAUACUCAUAAACCAGGAAGAGACUGUCUCCCAAGCAAGUAACAAUAACCAACUUUCCAAAGCAUUCCUUCAAGAAGUGAAUAAAAAUGAUUUCCCUCUAAAAUACUUAAUUUUAUUAGUGAUGUACCAAAGAUAACAUGUAUACAAUCUUUGCUCUAUGCUACUUACACAUCAUAAAUAUGACAGUUGCUGUUCCAACACAGUCUUUCACAGUCUUUCAAGAAGCAUUUGAGAUUUGUCGUCACUUUAUUACCAGAAGAAACUGCAUGUGGCCAAACAUCACAAAAAUUACUGUCCAUACUUUACAUGGUAAAGCAUUCAUUAUAAUUUUCAUGUACACAGAGGCCAAAAAGAAAAAAUAUGGGUGACAGCCUUUAGACAACAGAAAAAUUAUGGGCAAUAAAGCAAUGUCACAAUCAAUAGUUUUAAUCACUUUGCAUGUUUUCCUCUAAUUGUUUUCCAUUUACCACAAAAUAUUCACGUGUUGACUAAGCAGCAAUUUUGAAAACACGCCUUGAAAGCUAAUACUUAUUUGGCUUUUCUGUAUGUUUUUUCCCAUGAGGUAAGGCAAUUUGAUUGUUUUAUAUCAUGUUUAAAAGGUUCCUGAUUUCAGUGUAACCAUGUUUUAAAGUGUACACUUCUGUUAUCAGUCUUAUACUAUAUUCCAAAAAUUAGGUAACUGUCUCUGUAAUUGUUUUUCAAUGAGAACUUGCUUUCUACUCAUGUCUUCUUAUACAGCUCACAUCAGAAAUGAACGUUUGAGGAUAUCCAAAAGGACAUUUUUGAUUUCAAUGUUAGACAUUCAGCCCAUAAUAAUAGGAAGUGCUUUUAUUCAGAACUAUUUGAUUCAUACUUGCUAUAAGGUCCACUAACUUAGGGACUAACUGGGCUGUAAGAUGAUUUUAUCAGUGAUUUCAGCCAUGAAACCUAGUUCAUUUAAAGAGAUCUUCAACCUGUUACCAAAUAAAAAGAUGACAUGACCAACAGAUCUCUAAAACUUUUGUCUCCUAUUGUGAUGGAACUAUCCAGAAGAUCAAGCAUUCAACAAACCGGGAAUUAAAAAGCACUAGGUACUACUAUUCUAUGUUUCAAAGAAGGCACUAACACAUCCGCUUGUGCUCCCAUGUUCCAUUUCAAAAGAAA
This is a messenger RNA of Anolis carolinensis (green anole), 4597 nucleotides long. Its product is annotated as interleukin-31 receptor subunit alpha. The transcript is spliced from 15 exons. Lineage: Eukaryota; Metazoa; Chordata; Lepidosauria; Squamata; Anolidae. Gene Ontology annotation, biological process: cytokine-mediated signaling pathway. Gene Ontology annotation, cellular component: external side of plasma membrane; signaling receptor complex. The record is from RefSeq and is a predicted model, not a curated record. The coding region runs from base 914 to 3133 and encodes 739 amino acids. Gene Ontology annotation, molecular function: cytokine receptor activity; cytokine binding.